Molecule: messenger RNA, 573 nt
Organism: Saitoella complicata NRRL Y-17804
Lineage: Eukaryota; Fungi; Ascomycota; Saitoellomycetes; Saitoellales; Saitoellaceae
Product: pyrimidine 5-nucleotidase
Exons: 2
Biological process (GO): nucleotide catabolic process; pyrimidine nucleobase metabolic process
Molecular function (GO): nucleotidase activity
Source: RefSeq, a predicted model, not a curated record
UUCUUCUUCGAUCUCGAUAACUGUCUCUACCCCAAAUCGCACCGCAUCCACGACCUCAUGGGUCAAAAAAUCCACGAAUACUUCAUGACCCACCUCUCCCUCGACCCCUCCGCCGCCCGCCAUCUUCACCACACCUACUACACCCAAUACGGCCUCGCCCUCGAAGGCCUCGUUCGACACCACCAAAUUGAUUCUUUGGAGUAUAACGCAAAAGUCGACGCAGCACUCCCGUUGGAUGAGAUAUUGAAGCCUGAUGAGAGCGUGAGAAGAUUGUUGGAGGGAAUCGAUAAGCGGAAGUGUAAGAUGUGGAUCUUGACGAAUGCUUACAUCGACCACGCCAAGCGAUGUCUGGAACUCCUGGGUCUGAAAGAUCUAUUCGAGGGAAUCACGUACUGCGACUACUCCGCCCCUCGCCUCGUCUGUAAACCCCAACCCGAGAUGUUCGCGCUCGCAAUGUCACAAUCCAACACAACUCACAAAUCAAAAUGUUUCUUGAUCGACGAUUCGGCGGGGAAUGUUAGGGGUGCGACGGAGUUUGGGUGGGGUGUUACGGUACAUUUGUUGGAGGAGGGG